AUGGCCUAUCCAGCCCUCCCCGAGGAGUCCGGUGCGGAGCGCCUUUGUCCUCGCCGGUGCAGGGGUGCGUCCGGGUGCACCUGUGGCUCGCGGUCUCUGUCUCCGGCGCGCUCUACGCCCGCUGGGUCGCCGUCGAGGAGCCGUUCGCAGCAGUCCGGCGACAGUGACUCCGGCAACUACUCCUUCAACACCGGCACCCAACAGGCAUCAGAAUCCCAGGGCAAUAGUGACAGUUCAAUCCCUGAUGCUGUGUACGAGCAUGACUGGAGUGGUAUGCAUAUUGAGGAGGCUGAUCAGUGCCAGUUCGUGGAGUGGUUGGAUGAACCAUGGCCAGAACGGGUGCAGGAGAGCCUGAAAGAGCUGUGGAAGGAGCUGAAGGUCACUAGGCGGUGUGAAGCAAGGGCAAAUCAAGCUUUGCACGAUGCCCUGGAGACCAGUGCCACUGCAACCUUGGCUAGAGUUGCUUUGAAGGAGGAAGUGAAUUGCACCAAACAUGUGGCUCAGCGCAUCUGUGGUACCUACGAGAGGAAGGCCGCCGUCGCUGUAAUCGAUAGGAGCAAGAUGAUAUACCUCAUCUACUGCCUGCUUGGAGUGAUCGUCUUCCUGGUGAUUGCUAUCGUUUUCAAGGCCAAGUUUCUGUGGUCUUUUGUUCAUAUGACCAAGUUUCUGUUAGUAUCAGUAGUGCUUCGAGUAGUUGGUUUCAGGAGUUGUCGGUUAGUUGCAGUAGUCAAGUGGUAUGGUUAG
This is a messenger RNA of Miscanthus lutarioriparius, 744 nucleotides long. NCBI's taxonomy places the organism in Eukaryota, Viridiplantae, Streptophyta, Magnoliopsida, Poales, Poaceae. The record is from the annotation of a GenBank genome assembly.